Messenger RNA from Macrosteles quadrilineatus (aster leafhopper), 1449 nucleotides. Its product is annotated as ATP-dependent DNA helicase PIF1-like. The transcript is spliced from 2 exons. Gene Ontology annotation, molecular function: DNA helicase activity. The coding region runs from base 1 to 1449 and encodes 482 amino acids. Lineage: Eukaryota; Metazoa; Arthropoda; Insecta; Hemiptera; Cicadellidae. Gene Ontology annotation, biological process: telomere maintenance; DNA repair. The record is from RefSeq and is a predicted model, not a curated record.
AUGGAUGAUAUUAACGACUUCGAGAUGAAUGAGGAGGUUUUUAACGUAGGGCAAUCUCAUGAAAUUGGCCAUCGCCUCUACAACAACCUCAAUGAUAAACAGAAGGAAUUUGUUGAUGCUGUCAUCCAAACACUUGAUGAUGAGAGUUCAGGACCAAAAUGUUUCUUCCUUGAUGGACCUGGAGGUACAGGGAAAACAUUUGUCUACAAUACCUUGUACCACCUCUGCCGAAGUCGAAACAUCAUUGUUAAAUGCAUGGCAUUUACAGGCAUUGCAUCCAUACUUCUGCCAGAAGGACGCACAACCCACAAGACAUUUGGUCUUAAAGUUCCUUUGACUAAUGAUUCAAAAUCAUCAAUCAAACGUGGAUCUUCAAAAUUCAAGGAAUUGGAAGCAGUCAACAUGUUCAUGAUGGAUGAAGCACCAAUGCUUCCUAAAUACGGUCUUGACUGCAUGGACGAGCUCCUUCGUGAUCUAGGUGACAGGAACUCCCCAUUUGGCGGGAAAAUAAUGAUUUUAGGAGGAGAUUUUCGACAGUGUCUACCGGUCCAGCCAAGGGCAAAUCGUACCGAACUUCUAGACCUUUCCAUCAAGAAAAGUGUUCUCUGGAGGUACUUCAGGGUUUUCUCUCUGGAACAAAAUAUGAGAGUUGAUGCGGAAGAGGAGUGCUUUGCUAGGUACCUACUGAAACUUGGAAAUGGAGAGCUUGAUACCAACGCUGAUAGUGAAAUUGAACUCCCUAAUGACAUCAUCACUAAUACUAAUGACAUUGUUAACGAGAUCUAUGGAGAAUGUCUCUCCGACGGAAACUUUGAGGACAUGAAGGAUCGAGCAAUUCUUGCACCCCUAAACAAGGACGUCGACACAAUUAACAACACCGUUAUCAAUUUAAUUCCUGGAACCGAGACCAUUUAUAAAAGUUACGAUUCAAUUAAAGAUGAACCAGAAGGUGCCUUAAAGUUCCCUCCAGAAUUCCUAAACUCUAUCGAGAUUUCAGACCUACCACCACACCAGCUCAGACUAAAAAGUAAUACCAUUAUCAUGCUCCUUCGUAACCUUGACGUCUCAGAGGGUCUGUGCAAUGGCACUAGACUGAUAGUUACAGCACUCUGUCCUAACAUAAUAAAAGCCAAGAUCAUCACUGGUGAACACUCUGGCCGAGACGUGCACAUACCAAGAAUCACCCUUGAUUCAUGCAAGUCUCAGCUAGGGUGUUCACUACAAAGACACCAAUUCCCUAUUCGGCCAGCCUUUGCGAUGACAAUACAUAAAUCGCAAGGGCAAACAUUUAAAUAUGUCGGCGUCGUGCUACAAACGCCUGUAUUCAUGCAUGGCAUGCUAUACGUUGCAUUUUCAAGGGUAAAGCGUAGAAGUGCAUUGAAAGUGGUGGUACCGCCAGAAACAGGUGGUCGCACACGCAACGUAGUGUGGACCGAAGUUUUUAAUUGA